Tripterygium wilfordii is the source of this 1244-nucleotide messenger RNA. RefSeq names its product mediator of RNA polymerase II transcription subunit 31. NCBI's taxonomy places the organism in Eukaryota, Viridiplantae, Streptophyta, Magnoliopsida, Celastrales, Celastraceae. Bases 260 to 877 code for a protein of 205 amino acids. Gene Ontology annotation, biological process: regulation of transcription by RNA polymerase II. The transcript is spliced from 8 exons. Gene Ontology annotation, cellular component: mediator complex; core mediator complex. The record is from RefSeq and is a predicted model, not a curated record. Gene Ontology annotation, molecular function: transcription coregulator activity.
UCCGCGUCCCCGGUCUCGCGACUCGGACCUUCGUUCUCUCUCGUCCUUCGCUGCUCCGGCGUUCUCUCCAAUUCGGUAUUUCAUGAGUCCUCUCUUACUUUUUUUAUCUCUGCGUUUAUCAAAGACAUACCUAGAUUUGUUGAUUAGAAGCAAGAACAGAUCCUUCCUUCGUAUGAUUUCCUGCAAUUCCGUCGAUUGCUAAUCGAAUUUCGUUCGGAACCUACUUUGUUGAUUAUUUGUUUUGCAGCUAAGGUCCCCAAUGUCUUCUGCCAAAGAAGGUGAUGAUACGUCUAGCUGUCCUUCCUCGCCCAAGAACAUGUACAAGGAUCCAGAUGAUGGGCGUCAAAGAUUUCUGCUGGAACUGGAGUUCGUACAGUGUCUAGCUAAUCCAACGUACAUCCACUAUUUGGCUCAGAAUCGCUAUUUUGAUGAUGAAGCGUUUAUUGGAUACUUAAAAUACCUCCAAUACUGGCAACAACCGGAUUAUAUAAAAUUUAUAAUGUAUCCUCACUGUUUAUUUUUUCUUGAACUUCUGCAAAAUGCUAACUUCCGUAAUGCCAUGGCACAUCCGGGAAACAAGGAAUUGGCACAUAGGCAGCAAUUCUUCUUCUGGAAGAACUACAGAAACAAUCGAUUGAAACACAUUUUACCAAGGCCACUUCCUGAACCUGUGACAGAGCCCCCUGCUCGACCCUCUGUGCCACCUAUGCCAGCCUCAACUAUACCCAUGACAGCUGCUCCUGCUCCUGCUGCAGCUCCAGUUCUUUCGCCUAUGCAGUUUUCUAUGCCUCCUGGAUCUGCCGUGGGAAAGGCCGAUUCAAGAAGUGGCGGAGUCGAUCGAAGGAAAAGAAAGUAUGUUCAGCUGAAAGAUGGUUAAAUCAAAUGUAAAUGGGGAAAACACUUCUAGGGAGGUGGAGCGAAGAUUUGGGAAACCUGAGAAAGCUCCCGGAUGAGGCUACUUCCUAUGACCAGCAAUGGCAAUCAUCAUGGCGCCAUUGAAUCUGAGAAAAUUGAGACAGAAAUGCAGUGGUAUUCUUGAAUGUAACAAAUAUUUUGGUGAGGCAAUACACACACUUGGCUACUUUUAUCUAUUCCAUCUGCUCAACAGUGCCUCGCAAAAGAUUGUAUAACAACUUUCUUUUUGUCGUAAUGUGAGCCAAAUGUUCGGAACUGGGAAAAAUGUAUCUAUUUAUAUAGCUUUCCAGAAGCUAGGUAAAAACAAAGCGACACGAUUGUUGUGCUCU